Pimephales promelas (fathead minnow) is the source of this 2400-nucleotide messenger RNA. It is a transcript of the gene ctdspl3, whose product is annotated as CTD (carboxy-terminal domain, RNA polymerase II, polypeptide A) small phosphatase like 3. Gene Ontology annotation, molecular function: phosphatase activity. NCBI's taxonomy places the organism in Eukaryota, Metazoa, Chordata, Actinopteri, Cypriniformes, Leuciscidae. The record is from RefSeq and is a predicted model, not a curated record.
AGCUUGAGGUCUGAUUGGCUACUGCGCGAUUGUGUUUUUUCAUCAGUUUAAACUGAGGUCAGGCAGUCUGGAAACAGCGAGACGAAGCCAGUCAAUGCAACUCUUGAUCUACUUCAUUAUUCCUGCGAGUUUAAAGUGUUUUGUUCCGUUGACGACAUCGUUUAAUCAGGGCUGCGGGGAAAAUGAGACUUCGCUCAAGAAAUAUUUUAAAUGAAAACCCAUCUACACCGUGCCGCCGCCGACGAGCCGCUCCGUUGAGCCCGAGCCCUCAGACUCCGUUGGUCAACCAGGAUAAAGUAAACCUUCUUCAGGACUGCCCAAAUCUGGAUCCUGAAGACAUCCCAACAGCAGCCAAACGUCCACGGAGGAGAAAAGCUUUAUCAACUGUUGACAGUAAAGAGUCAGAUUUCAAGACUCCAGUUCGUCACCUUCGGGAAAGGCAUUCUUUAUUGAAUCCUGCUGCUCGGAGCCUCUACUCCCCUGCAGUUCACUUUCUCACACCACCAAGAGACAGUGAGCAUCCAAACACAAGUCCCAUUUUCAGUCCUGAACACUGUGUGUUUGGCUACAGCGCUGCCAGCCCUCUUUCAGAGGAUGAGGAGAAUGAGGAAGUGUUUAGCCCCUUCACAUUCAUUAAGAACAUUCCGAACCGUUCACAACAGUCCAGGCCUGUCUCAACAGUGCGGGACAUUCCGCCCAAGACGAGGAGCACACCUGCAGCUACCCUGGUGCUCGAUUUGGAUGAAACGCUCGUGUUCAGUUCACUCAAUGUGAUUUCUGAUGCAGAAUACACCUUCAGUACCCGCUUUCAAGAUCACAAGUACAAGGUCUACGUGAUCCUCCGACCAUAUGUGAAAGAGUUUCUACAAGCCAUGACCAAACAUUUUGAGAUGUUUGUUUACACAUCUGCAAAAAAGGAAUAUGCAGAGAAGAUCGUAGAUAUAUUGGACCCUAAUAAAAAGCUCUUUAGACAUCGUUUGUAUCAGGAUGAUUGUGCCUGUGUGCUGGGACACUACAUUAAAGACUUGACUGUUCUGGAGAGAGACUUGUCGAAGACUGUCAUCCUGGACAACGCCCCCCACACCUUCCCAUACCACCUGAUGAAUAUGAUUCCCAUAAAGAGCUGGAUUGGAGAUCAAGAGGACCGUGAGCUGCAAAAGCUCAUUCCAUACAUGGAGAAACUAGUGCAUGCGGAUGACUUCAGAAAUGUCUUAAAGAAGAGAACUGACCACUUCCACAGGCUGCUUUCUGAAGACUAAAACCUGCAUCAAGUGUAAUUACAUGUACAGCAUCCUAAUAAAUGCAGUGAAAUUGCCAGGCUACAAACUAGCAAAGGCUACAUUUGUAGUAUGACUCUGAUAUAAAGAAAUUGUUUAUUUGAUGGAGAGUAGUCUUACGGUUUCACUUUAAAUCACCCUGGUGAUCAGCUGGUGUUCUGACCCAUUUUGAAAAUUAGGAUUAGAAUUUUUCCUUUAAAUUAUUGAUGAAUCUUGAUAUUUGUACAGGUUUUUGCCAUUGGAAGUGUUUUCACACUGUUAAAUUAAUUGCAAUAUGUGGUGUACUCAGAAGUGUUUUAUUUUUAAGGACACCAAUUUUCAAUAACCAUUAAAAAGAAAAACAGCUUUUCACGAAAAACUUUUGGUCUGUAAAUAUUUCAAUUUUGUGCAUUCCACCCCAGAUUCUUCUAAGUGACCAGACAGAUGAUAAAAUGGCUGAGAAAAAAAAAACCCGUCUGGUGUGGUUUGUUGAUUUUGUGUUUAUUUCCACCAUCACCAGUCGUACAGUUUCAGUCUGGCCGCCACCAUUCUCAUCCUCCCAUAUCCUGCAACCCAAAACUAUUAUAACUCUCAGUGGCAGUAUAAAUAGUGACCCACCAUACAGUGCUGUCAGCCUCCACAUGUCUGCCGACACAUUUGAUGGAAUGAAACUGUUGAGGAACACAGUUUGACCCCCAAAAUAUGUGAAAUUAAGACCAGGGGACAAAUUUGAAGUGGAAGAGCUCUCCACACUUCCAAAGGCAUAGAAACUGAUCCAGCCUUGUUGGAAAAAGAAAACCAAUACUUAUAGCUGUAUGGAUCAGUUGAUACAAUUUUGACAGGUUCUGAUUAACAGCACAGGUUAAUCAGGUUAACAGUACAAAUCAUUCUAGCCAUUUCUAAACAUGGUGUUUGGUUCUUAAUGCAAAUAUGGUUGUUUAGAAACAAUAUCUCUUUGAUGGACUUUUCCUUUGGUAUGGUCACAUAUAUUCCUAAACAAACUUUUACACCCUCCAUUAGACAAAAAAAAUGGAGAUUUCCUUUCAAUGUUGUAAACAAACUAAAUCUGUCCCAAACAGAGUGGGCAUUUUUGAUCUUCCAUUUCAUUUAUCUUGUUUAAUAAAUGGUGAAAUUUAUUUACUUA